CUGACUGAGUACCUCAUGACGAUCCUCACCGAGCUGGGCUACAGCUUCACCACCACGGCAGAGCAGGAGAUUGCGUGCGACACCAAGGAGAAGCUGUGCUGCAUCACCCUAGACUUUGAGUGGGAGAUGGCCACGGCGGCCUCCAGCUCCUCCCUGGAGAAGAGCUACCAGCUGCCCCAUUGCCAGGUCAUUACCAUCGGCAACCAGCGUUUCCGCUGCCCCGAGGUGCUCUUCCAGGCUUCCUUCCUGGGCAUGGAAUCCUGUGGCAUUCAUGAAACUACCUUCGACUCCAUCAUGAAGUGUGACGUGGACAUCCAUAAAGACCUGUAUGCCAACUCAGUGCUGUCUGGUGGUACCACCAUGUACCCUGGCAACCCUGACAGGAUGCAGAAAGAGAUAACUGCCCUGGCGCCCAGCACGAUGAAGAUCAAGAUCAUUGCUCCUCCCAAGCUCAAAUACUCUGUGUGGAUGGGCUGCAUCCUGGCCUGGCUGUCCACCUUCCAACAGCAGAUAUGGACCAGCAAGCAGGGGUAUGACAAGCCAGCCCCUCCAUCCUCCAAAUGA
This is a messenger RNA of Cercocebus atys (sooty mangabey), 564 nucleotides long. RefSeq names its product actin, cytoskeletal 4-like. The record is from RefSeq and is a predicted model, not a curated record. NCBI's taxonomy places the organism in Eukaryota, Metazoa, Chordata, Mammalia, Primates, Cercopithecidae.